AUCAGUAACAACACGCAAACAGAAAGAAAAAAUGAGGUAUGGCGGAUCGCGAAAGAAACCAGUUCCACUCGGCUUACUUCUCUUCUUAUGCGCCACUUUCACCGUCGGUUUGUUGAUUCUCACGCUGAGAUCCGUGGAUCCGUCACCGCCUGCUGAUUUACGCACCCAGUUUGAUCUUCGGAAUCCGAGCUUAGGUGCUCGGGAUGACGACGCUGCUUUGGCAGAUGCUCCGAGGAUAGCAUCGUUAACUUGGGCUUUCGUGGAGGAAAUGGGGGAGGUUUUUCAGACGAGAAUUUUUGGAGGAGAGUCUCAGAGUUCGGAGGAUUAUUCAGCGUCACUUUGCUUUAAAUGGCAAAAAUACCAUAAAUCAAAUGCACAUGUUUUAAGUAUCAUGCCAGCAGAGAUGACUUCUGAAAUUCUAACCGUCUUUCUUCCUUUAAUUUUAGAUGAUAUUUUAGUGUGAACAAUUUACCCUGUAAAAUUACACAUUUUGUUAUGAAAAUCUUCGAAUGUAUAAUGAUAACCGUUAAUGGUGUAAAUAACAAAAAUCAUCAAUUUUAAUAUCACAAAUAAUAAAAAUUAUCAAUUUUA
This is a messenger RNA of Rubroshorea leprosula, 591 nucleotides long. The record is from the annotation of a GenBank genome assembly. Lineage: Eukaryota; Viridiplantae; Streptophyta; Magnoliopsida; Malvales; Dipterocarpaceae.